This is a messenger RNA of Lizanozyma spartinae, 2037 nucleotides long. RefSeq lists its product as uncharacterized. Bases 1 to 2037 code for a protein of 678 amino acids. Lineage: Eukaryota; Fungi; Ascomycota; Pichiomycetes; Serinales; Debaryomycetaceae. The transcript has a single exon. The record is from RefSeq and is a predicted model, not a curated record.
AUGAUAUCAGUUACUAAAGUCCCGUUACCGGGGAAUGCAUUGAAGGUGAUUGAUAUUCCAACUAUAGAGAAGCCGAAGCCCCAACAUGAUGAUGUCUAUGAUACUAGUGAUCUUGGGGAUUUUAUCGAUGACGAGGAUGCUGAUGACACUGGUGUUGAAUCCCUCAUUGAUGGUAAUAAUCUUUCUACUGAAACAGAACAUACAGAUAUAGAUACACAAUCACUUAAUAUCAAUAAUAACAAGACGAUCGAUAAUACUGGCCAUCUUGAAAAUUUAAAUGUUACUGAUCACAAUAUUACUCGUCAUAUUGAAAAUUUAAGUAUUACUCCUCGCAAUAUUAAUGGCCAUAUUGAAAAUUAUCACAAUACCUCAGACCAAGAUAGUGACAACGAAGAUGUAUCAGAGGUUGUAUUUGGUGCAGAUAAUGUACCCUAUUUGACGCUUAAUGACGCCAAAAUAAACCAUUCUGGAGACGUGGCCGGUUCUGGUAUCACCAAUCGGGCGACCGCAAAUAUACAGGCAUCACAGACGAGGUCAUCAAACCAAUUAUCAACAAAACCAGUAUCACCAUUGGAUAGUUUCUUUCCCCAACAGCCAAUGACGUUGGAUGCUGCCGAGUUCACUCCAGACCACCUUAACUCCGAGUAUCUCCAAAUUGAAGAGGAAGGAAGACAACGACGGAAAUUACUUCUGAGUUUUAAGGAGAUCAACUUUACUAUACCCAAUGUAUCGAACGCGUUCGGAUUUAAGAAGAAAAAGUCCAAGACUGUCAAUUUAAACCAUGAGGAUAACACUCGAUCGGUUUCAGAUUCAGUAGUUGGAUUAUACGCCCAAAACAACAACAACAACAAUAAUAAUGAUAAUAGUGUAGGGCAGCAAAGACUGAUAUCACUUUCCAAUCCUAAAGAUCAACAACAACAUGACAUGCCUGGAAUUAAUUCUGAAAGGUGGCUGAAGUAUUUAUCCUAUACAAGACCAACAUGGCUUCCUCCCAAACCACUUAAUGACAAACACAAACAUCAAGCAGAUGCAGAUGCAUUGAUUGCACUGGCUAUUUAUAAGGAUAGGGAGUUGGAACGAAAGCGAUUGGCUAAGAUCAACAAGUUAGCUAAACUUCAAAAGACAGAAGCAAGAAGAUGGGAUUAUGCACUUGAGUUAUCUAAAAAGAAUAAAAAUUCCCAAGAAUACGUUAGAAAACAUAAUAUUUUAUGGCAUGGUGGUAUACCAAUACAGAAUAAGUUUAGAGAGAACAUUUGGUAUACGCAGAUUGGCAAUGAACUCAAUCUAAAUAACCAGAUAAUUGAUGAUCUUUUCUUUGGAGUUUUUGAUAGUAUAGUUGAAGGAUGUCAAGAUCAAACCAAUGAAUUGAUUGAAUCAGAAUUAAGGAAAUGUCCUGUUCAAUUACAAUCAAUUUCUCGUGAUAAUUUAUUAAAAGUGGUUGUAAGUUUUCUUGAUUAUUUGAGGAAACUAGGAGUCCCCAGUGAUAAACCAGUGAUUGAAUUUUAUUAUAAUGGAUUGGUUCAUUUGACUGCGACAUUUUUACAUUUCUACAAAGAGGAUUGUCAUAAAGUGUUCAUCAGCUUAUGUAAUCUCUACCAACGUCAAUUGCCCAGUCUACUUAUUCAAUAUUCCAUUACAAAAGAUGAGAGUAUGAAAUUAUUUAUUGAGAAUUCCUUAAAUGAAUAUAUGGUGAACAAGUUGGUCAAAUUAUUGGAAUCCAAAUACAAUAAUCAACUUUAUCAUCAUUUUGUCCAUGUUAAUAUUAAUUAUAUUAAUGAUAUACUUUUAUCCACAAUGUUGGGGUUCAUGCAACAUAUGUUUCCAAUGAAUUUGCUGGUUCAAAUUAUGGAUUUAUAUAUCUAUGAAGGUGAUACUCUAUUGAUGUUUGCAUUAUUGACGGUUUUCAAGCUUAACGGUGCGAAAUUCUUUGGUUCAAGUCAAGAAAUAAUUAAUGCCUUAUCUAGAGAAUGCGAAGUUGGUUAUGACUUUGAAUUCAUAGAAUCACUUAGAGAUAACUAUGUCAGUCGACAAAGUUAA